CCUUAUAAACUUCAUCCCAUCUACUACUGUAGGUAGAAUCCAUAAAACGAAAAUUUCUUUUGACAGGCUCUUGGGAUAAAUAUUUUAUCCAACGACAAUUCCCGGCUGAGAAUGCCUCUGGGGAGUAAUUAAGGCGGCAUUCUAGACAAGAUACCAAUUUAUUUUAUUUGAGUCAUUAGAUUGUCCUCUCAGUUGUAAUCAUACUUACGUUCCGGUAGAAUUGUAUGCAUUGUGUGUGCUAGUUGAGGUGAUUUUCAUUAUUUGUGCAUUGGGAGGAUGCAUUUGACACUGGCAAUGAGAGUUUCAAGUGCCGGGGUUGGAGGGAGAAGAGUUUUGUGCCUCCCUACUUGCCCUUCCGUUUUCCCUUCCUCUUAUCUUGUCUCCACCAAAAAUGGACACCUUUCACUUAAAGCAGCAGCAGGCACUAGGAGCAGGCGUGUGCUUGGUAAAAGCACCUUCACUUUGAGUAGAGCGCAAAACAAAGAAGCACUUGCUCCUGCGGAGGACGAUGAUGAAGAUGAGGAUGCGGAUGAGUAUGAGUAUGAAGAUGAGGAUGAAUAUGAGUAUGAGGACGAAUAUGAGGAUGAUAGAGAAACAGGGCAAUGGAAGGCUAAUCAGCCUACUGGCUUUGGCCAUGGAAAAACAUAUGAUACUUCACUUGAGGAUAAACUACUUACAGAAGUUGAACAGAGUCGCAAGGCGAAUAGCAAAUCAGACAAACAUGCUAGAAAAGUAAAUGACGAAAAACAGCCCAAGGAACCCAUAAGACACAAAGCGUUGGAGUCAAUACCAGCUGGAGUGAAUGUGCGAAUUGGGAAUCUGCCUAGGAAGAAGAAUAUUGCUAGGGAUCUACAAGCAUCUUUCAAAGGGUACCCAGGCCUUCUGCAUAUAAACCCUGUUGAGUUUGGAAACAAGAAGACAAGAGAACCCAUUUGCAAAGGUUUAGCUUUCCUAACAUUUAAGAAUGAGGAUGUGGGUAACAGGUAUGCAAAGGAUUUUGUGCCUCUCUUUUCUUUCCUUCAGAUAGAAAGUAGCAGAUACAACCUUGUUCCAUAGUGAUUGAAUCAUAUGACUAUAAAGUAACACUA
Molecule: messenger RNA, 1088 nt
Organism: Cryptomeria japonica (Japanese cedar)
Lineage: Eukaryota; Viridiplantae; Streptophyta; Pinopsida; Cupressales; Cupressaceae
Exons: 3
Coding region: 277-1056 (259 amino acids)
Source: RefSeq, a predicted model, not a curated record